Molecule: messenger RNA, 591 nt
Organism: Trichoplax adhaerens
Lineage: Eukaryota; Metazoa; Placozoa; Uniplacotomia; Trichoplacea; Trichoplacidae
Exons: 1
Coding region: 1-591 (196 amino acids)
Biological process (GO): microtubule-based movement
Cellular component (GO): cytoplasmic dynein complex; cytoplasm
Molecular function (GO): dynein intermediate chain binding
Source: RefSeq, a predicted model, not a curated record
AUGAGUUCUAAUUUAUCCACUAAUAUGCAUACUAGCGUGUCUCAUAAUUGCUUUGCUAGUAAGAAAGCAAGUCUUGUACCUGAAAAUAGUGUAAGUGAUAAGCGUCAUAGCGUUAUUAAAGAAAUGAGCAAAAGUAGUAGCCGUUACUUUGAUUUUUUACAUCGAAGAUCGACUGUAAGUACUCGACCAGCACUGAGUAAUUCAAAUAGUAGGCAAAUUUUCGAAAAAGAGCAGAAAGAAGUUCCUACCUAUCAAACUGAGCCACGACAUAAGUUUAAAGUUGAUGAGGUCAAUGGAAUUAUUUAUGAUGUCUUAGCUGAUCAUCUUAAGGAUAGAUCUUACAGCAGUAUUCAUGGUGGCCAAUUAUCUAUCGAAAUGAGUCAAACUAUCCAAAAUGAAGUUAAAUUACGGCAAAAGUUAGAACGCUAUAAAAUUGUAACAUCAAUAUGGCUAGGCCAAAACAGAGGACAAGGCACAAAUGUUGCCAGUCGUUGCUUGUGGAAUAGUGAUUUUGAUAAUUAUGCAUCGGCUACAUUCACCAAUGAAACGAUCUUUGCUAUUGGACUCGUAUUUGCUACAUACGUAGAUUAA